Messenger RNA from Miscanthus lutarioriparius, 756 nucleotides. The record is from the annotation of a GenBank genome assembly. NCBI's taxonomy places the organism in Eukaryota, Viridiplantae, Streptophyta, Magnoliopsida, Poales, Poaceae.
AUGGCUGCCGAAGCUGGCCCGAUCUCCAAGGUCCUCAUCGUCGUAGCGAUGCAGACGGAGGCGACGCCGCUCGUCAGCAAGUUCAAGCUCGUCGAGGCGCCCGCCCACGAAUCCACUUUUCCUAAAGGUGCCCCAUGGGUUAGGUACCAUGGCAACUACAAAGGCCUCCACAUUGACCUUGUAUUGCCUGGAAAGGAUGCUGUUUUUGGAGUCGACAGUGUUGGUACAGUAUCGACAGCUCUUGUGACUAGUUUUUCCAUUCAAACAUUGAAGCCAGACCUUAUCAUUAAUGCUGGCACUGCUGGUGGCUUCAAGGCCAAAGGAGCAAGCAUUGGAGAUGUAUUCCUAGCAUCAGAUGUUGCAUUCCAUGACAGGAGGAUACCAAUACCUGUUUUUGACAUGUAUGGAAUUGGAGCACGGAAAACUUUUGCAGCUCCUAAUAUCUUGAAGGAACUCAAUUUGAAGGUUGGCAAGUUGUCGACUGGGGAUUCUCUGGAUAUGUCUCCCCAUGAUGAGGAGGUGAUACUGAGCAAUGAUGCUACAAUAAAGGAUAUGGAGGGAGCUGCUGUGGCAUAUGUCGCCGACAUGUUCUCAACACCAGCGAUCUUUGUGAAAGCUGUGACUGAUAUCGUGGAUGGGGAGAAGCCAACGUCUGAGGAGUUUCUGCAGAACCUGAUUGCCGUAACAGCGGCACUGGACCUGGCAGUCACCAAAGUGGUGGAUUUCAUCAGCGGGAAACACAUCUCUGAUCUUUGA